AUGGAAGAAAAGGGAGUUCAAAGUAAAUCUGACGGAGCAACUAUGUCUGCUGAUCAAAACUUAAAAACGGACAAUGACGCUUUAUUGUAUACAGGGGUCACAAAAGAAGUCUUUUUCACGCUGGUGAAAUGUUUUACUCCUUUUAAUACAUUCAGUUUUCAAUUAGAGGUGGCAGAUCAAUUACUCCUUGUGCUCAUGAGACUUAAGUUAAAUUUAAUUUUUGACGAUCUAUGCAGAAGAUUUUGUAUAUCAAGUGGUUUAGCUUGCAAAAUAUUUAAAUCAUGGAUUCCUGUGUUGGCAGAUAAGUUAAAGUCCUUGAUUGUUUCGCUCCCUAGGGAAGUAAUAAGAGACUGUUGUCCCGAAUCAUUUAGGGAAAAUUAUCCCAGAACUACCUGUAUCAUUGACUGUGCUGAAACAUUUAUUCAGAGACCAACAAAUUUAAGGAGUAGGGGUGAAACGUACAGCAAUUACAAGUCCCAUAAUACAGCUAAAUAUUUAGUAGGGAUAUCCCCACAUGGACAAAUUAUGUUCAUAUCCAAAGCUUUUGGUGGUCGUGCUAGUGAUACAUUUAUUGUAGAAAAAAGUGGAUUCAUGAAUUACUUGCUUCCAGGCGAUGAAAUAAUGGCAGAUCGAGGCUUUACAAUAGAUGACUUAUUGUUUCCAUUGCGUGUUAAGCUGAACAUUCCAGCGUUCACAAAAAACAAACCCCAGUUAAGUGCGGAAGAUGUGACAACCACAAGAAGGAUUGCCAGAGUACGGAUACAUGUUGAAAGGGUAAUUCGACGAUUGAAGGUCUUCAAAAUUCUAAGUGGGACUGUGCCUGUAUCAUCCUUAAAACUGUUUGAUGACAUUUUGCUUGUAUGCUCUGCUUUGGUUAAUUUACGGUCAGAUCUGAUCAGAGAUACUAAUGAAAGUAAUGAGUGA
Messenger RNA from Mytilus trossulus (common blue mussel), 924 nucleotides. RefSeq lists its product as uncharacterized. The record is from RefSeq and is a predicted model, not a curated record. Lineage: Eukaryota; Metazoa; Mollusca; Bivalvia; Mytilida; Mytilidae. The coding region runs from base 1 to 924 and encodes 307 amino acids. The transcript has a single exon.